Caenorhabditis remanei is the source of this 213-nucleotide messenger RNA. RefSeq lists its product as uncharacterized. The transcript is spliced from 2 exons. NCBI's taxonomy places the organism in Eukaryota, Metazoa, Nematoda, Chromadorea, Rhabditida, Rhabditidae. The record is from RefSeq and is a predicted model, not a curated record. Bases 1 to 213 code for a protein of 70 amino acids.
AUGUGCAUAAUUUGCCUGGGAAAUGCAAGACACCACCCAGCCGCAUGCUAUGGACUAAAACGCACAGACCACUUGUGCCAGGAAGAAACCUGCCAGAAAGAUUUUCAAAUCCACCACAAGUCGAUCUGCGACAAGGCACACGAAGAAGAAGACCUAGGACUCGAUCAACUCAUGAAAGAUCACCAGGACGAUGACAUCCAAGCGACCCAAUGA